CGUUCACCGACAUUGUUUACGACCCUCUCCUCUUCCGUAUGUCUAUCUAUGUGUUCGUGUUGUGUAGGGAGUUUAAUGUCGUCGAGUCCUUCGACAAGCAUCGCCAGGACACCCGAGAGGCACAUGCGCUUAGCGAAACCCUUUCCACCCUGUGCGAGAUCGUUGCGGCAUCAUGACGGUCAAAUGUGGAUCGACGAUGCACCCGAGGACGACUUCGAGGACGACCCAUGGACGACCGUCGUCCCUUACAUGAACCGGCAUCUCGACGAAUGGAACGAAAAUGACUGGAAGGCGAUGGAGCGUUCCUACCCAUGGGCAAGCCAUUACAAGUUUGCCAACAUGUUGGAGUUCGGGAGCCUCGUUGCACUGCCUGCUGGUGUCCUCCAUCGAAAGACCUUGGACGAUAAGGGUGAACCGGUCCGCUUCCGUACCAGCUUCAGACGUCGCCUCCACUACGAGUAUAUCACAUCUUCGCCACGAACUUGGGGAUGUUCGCAGAAGCAAGAGUUGGUGGACUGCGCUCGUCAUUGUUCAUUCUUGGAACACUUCCCACCCGGUUGCCCAGGGACUUCUCCACAAGCUCUGUCGUACUGUUGUGUGCGCUUGACGGAUGACGGAUGUCCUUUCGCCAGAGUGCUAUGUGUGGCUUCUUCAAGCAAAAGCGGGAAACUUGUGGAUGGAGUUGUGCUUGUGUCACGAAACGAGAUGGUGCUUCAGGGAUCCAGGUUCAAGGCGGUCAUGUCUCACCCAGAUGUAGAUGGGCGGUCAGACUUGGUGAGAGCAGGGAAAAGUGGAAUGCUUCACUGGUGUGAUACGACGACGGUCGAUCAAGACUUCCCUCCCACGCCAGCUUGCCUUCCGUUACGUUUUCGGCAGGAAUUGGUUGGGAAGGGAUUGAUUAUGGGCAUUGGAGUUACGAGCAGUGCCGAUAGUACUUCUUCCCGACUCGAGCCAUGUGCUUCCUCUGAAAAACGGUCACGUGACUCAAACACUCAGCAUCGACGGAAGAGAACACAGUUGUCCACCUCCACCGAGCAUUCGUACAUCUGUUGUGACGUGCUCGAAGACCACAAAAACAUUGGAAGCAGGGACCAGUUUCUUAGUGUUGAUUGUCCUUCCAGAGUCUCUUCAGCAUGUUCUGAAAUGACCGACGCUGGGAUGUCGAGCUCCAUACCCGAGGGGAAUCUCGGUGACUGUAGUUAUAGUGGGACGGAGUACGUGUAUAGUGCGAACAAUUGCACUACUGUUGGUUCUUCCUUGGGAGUUGCCGAUGGGGGUGAUAGGGUUUCCUCGUCUACCCCUCCGCAGUGCCAGGAGAGUCAAGGACCGUCCAUGGAUGAAAUCACUGAAUACUGCUAUUCACGAGACAGUCAGAGCUCGCGCUGUCUCUCCGAAGAGGACCGCCACAUACGGUACAUUUUGUCGGCGCCUAUGCCCGGUGAAAGAAGACCAUAUUCUAUGGCAAACAGAGAACCGGCCAAAAAGACACAGCAUCGGCGAGCUAUGGGCAAACUCAGGAUGCAGUUACUUCAGGCAGUGCGAGGGAUGCUCUGUUGUAGGCGGAUGUGUUGCCCUGAACUGACAGCCGAAGAUGUCAGGCCGGUGCAGGAGGCAUUCUACUCGAAAAGUUUCGCGGAAAGGACGAAGUGGUGGUUGCAAACCAUACAUGACUUCACGGUUAUGGAAGGUGGUGCUGAGCAGGUCAUGCAUGUAGCUUGCAAACGGAAGAUGUUCGUGCACGCGUACUGUGACAUUCUCGACAUUUCUCGUAACACAUUCUAUGUCUACAAAAGGAUGUGCGAUAACGGUGUUGUCGUUAGGGAGCCUGGGCACUCGGGCUUGUCUAAACCAUCUGAAAAAGUCGUCACGAUGCUUGCACUGGUGAAACGGUUCAUCGACGACCACACCGAUAGUAUGCCGAAUGACAUGGUCUGGAAAAACGGAGUUUGUCAUCCUCGCCGUAGGAUUCCUGCGGCAUUCACAAAACGAGCAAUUUACGAAUCAUUGCGCUCUGAUCUUUUGAUGUGCCACUCGGAAGUUGUGUCGGAGUCGACUUUCUAUGCUAUGUGGAGUAAGCACUUCUGACACGUGAGUCUAACUAUGUCCAACACAUUCACGAGGUGCGCAAAAUGUAUAUUCUACAAGCAGUGCAUUGCCAAGUCGAAGUACGAGAGGGACCGUAAGAAAUCCAAAGAUAGGAUGCGGAAAAAUCAAGAGCUGCAAGUCAA
This is a messenger RNA of Chara braunii, 2228 nucleotides long. NCBI's taxonomy places the organism in Eukaryota, Viridiplantae, Streptophyta, Charophyceae, Charales, Characeae. The record is from the annotation of a GenBank genome assembly.